CUUCCUCUCCGCCCACCGCGCUCCAGCCGCUCCGCCGCAGCCCGCGCUGUCCUCCGGCCCCCGGAGCCGCGCCGCCAGCCCCUCGCCCAGCCAUGGGGGACCUGCCGGGCAUCGUGCGCCUCUCCAUCGCGCUGCGCAUCCAGCCCAACGAUGGCCCGGUUUUCUUCAAGGUGGACGGGCAGCGCUUCGGCCAGAACCGCACCAUCAAGCUGCUCACCGGCUCCUCCUACAAGGUGGAGGUGAAGAUCAAGCCCACCACGCUGCAGGUCGAGAACAUUUCCAUUGGUGGUGUCCUCGUCCCAUUGGAACUGAAGUCUAAAGAGCCUGAUGGGGACAGAGUUGUUUAUACGGGCAUAUAUGACACAGAAGGCGUGGCACCAACCAAGAGUGGAGAACGGCAACCCAUUCAAAUCACCAUGCCGUUCACGGACAUUGGGACCUUCGAGACGGUGUGGCAAGUCAAGUUCUACAAUUACCACAAGCGAGAUCACUGCCAGUGGGGGAGCCCCUUCUCUGUCAUUGAGUACGAAUGCAAGCCCAACGAGACUCGGAGCCUCAUGUGGGUGAACAAGGAGUCCUUCCUCUGAAGACGGCUCUUGCUGAUGUUGCUGGACAAUCUCUUCAGAAAACUACUUCUAGAUAAACCAGCACAAGCCUUAACCAAGGCACACCGCGCCGUUGCUGUUUCCCAUCUGGUACCAAUGACCUACUAGCCCAGAUUGUUUCGAAAGUGUAAUUCCCCUUGGAUACGAUGUCCCCGAAGUAAGAGAUCUGUGAUGUACCACCCGAGAAAUACUCCUUUUUGUAUUUUGUGCUGGUCUUCCUGCAUCUAACCGUCCUCGGCUGCUCAUUGCUUGUGACUGAAGCUCGUGGAGUUUCCUGUCCAAUACGUGCGAGUUCUAUUGAAUGACUGUGGUGUUUUGUUUCCAAAUGGAGUGAUUCCCUCUUUUUUGUUUCUACGUUAAGUUUUCAAAAUAGCAACGUACAUGAGUCCCCCUGUGUGUGACAUGGUGGUAGUGGGUGCCCUGCAAUGUUUGCCAGAGUUCAGAACAGGCUUUGUGAAAAUGUAAUUCCAACAGCAGGGAACGGGACUCAAACCUUGUGCUCUUCCUAUAAGCAGCUCAGCUUUUUCAGGGAAGGAUAAUGACCUACUAAAAGAACAAACACUUAAAAAGUAUUUAUCAUGUAUUAAAAUCCCUUCAAGUAACUUAAGUUGUAGUGCCAUGGCCUUGUGGGGGGGGGAAAGUACUGCUAUGGACCCCUGGUUUAAAAAUAAAUUAAAAAGUGACAGGAGUGCAGGGUCACCCCUUUGGCAAGGCACUCUAGUGUUCAAACAUGCUCAUGGAUGGCAUUCCUACGUUUCCCUUCUUUGAACUUUGUAAAACUGUGGAUGGAACUGUAAUCAACUUUUGAUAUUUCUUAAUAAAGGCAUUGAAAACCAUG
Messenger RNA from Tupaia belangeri chinensis (Chinese tree shrew), 1443 nucleotides. It is a transcript of the gene CNRIP1, whose product is annotated as cannabinoid receptor interacting protein 1. Gene Ontology annotation, molecular function: type 1 cannabinoid receptor binding. The record is from RefSeq and is a predicted model, not a curated record. The transcript is spliced from 3 exons. Gene Ontology annotation, biological process: negative regulation of signaling receptor activity. Lineage: Eukaryota; Metazoa; Chordata; Mammalia; Scandentia; Tupaiidae. Bases 93 to 587 code for a protein of 164 amino acids. Gene Ontology annotation, cellular component: plasma membrane.